Triticum aestivum (bread wheat) is the source of this 2952-nucleotide messenger RNA. Its product is annotated as protein Rf1, mitochondrial. The transcript is spliced from 2 exons. Bases 1327 to 2028 code for a protein of 233 amino acids. Gene Ontology annotation, molecular function: protein binding. The record is from RefSeq and is a predicted model, not a curated record. NCBI's taxonomy places the organism in Eukaryota, Viridiplantae, Streptophyta, Magnoliopsida, Poales, Poaceae.
CACGCCGCAUCCCACAUCCAACGCCACCGCCGCCGCCGCCCCGCCGUCGGCGUCAUGCUCCACCUCCGGCAGCGCGUCCUCUCCCAUCUCCUCUCCGCCGCUCCCCAUCCUUCCACCUCCCCACUCCUCUCUCUCCACCGCCUCCUCUCCACCGCCCAGGCACUCAAGGCCUCCGCCCAUAUUUCUAUUGGAUGUAUGUUUAUUUUAUGCCACCAUCGCCGGGGUGGAACCGGCAUACAGAGCUCAUCGGCGGGUAAUGCACCAUUACAGCCUGUAGCGCCUGCUAAGAUGCUGACUCAGUGUUGCAAAUCGAUCGCUAGAUCACAGCUGAGCUAAUAUUGCUGAAUAAUGGUGAGGGAGAAGGUAUUUGUUGAUAACCUUACAAGGAAGCUGCCUCACCCUGCUGAAUGCUCCGCUGCCGCUUGCAGAAGGCAAUUGUGCACUAGAUUCAGAUUUGCCUGAUAAAAGGAACAGUGUGUCAAAUUUCGAAAGUAAUCAGUUAGUUCUUUUUCUCCCGACUAAAAGUUUGAUUUCUUAACAUGGUGGCAUACUGUUGGAACAUUUGUCUGAAGCUGGUUAUUCAUAUUUAUAUAGAAAGUAAGGGAUGCUGAUAUCUUGGAUAUUACUUCCGUAGCUUUGUCAUCAUUUAUACUUCCAUUUUGUGCUUUGAUUUGUGGUGCGGCAUCUACUAGUUUCUGUUACCACUAUAUUGCGUCAACUAUCUUAGGUGCCAUCUGCACUACAUAAAUAGGAGUAGCAUUUAUUUCCUUCUGGUAUCCGUUGUGUAUUAUUUUCUUGAGUACUACGUAAGUAUUAUUUUUUUGUUCAGGGCUAGUGAUAUCUCUCUGCUUUUUGUACAUGUGCUAGCUAAUGCCUUGGUCGAGUAGGGUUUUUAACUGAAAUAAAAAACUCAGCAGAACUUGAUUCUGUUUUACCUGUGACCAAGUAUCUACUUGGAAGUCGCCUUGGCGCUUAUUAAGAAACAAUCCAGUGAAGGUCAGGGCUUCAACUGUGAGUUAUUAUACAACAUUCCCAUGGUGCGUAUGAUGUGCGCUGCUUCGAUAGCUUGCGCUUUCCUCCUGUGUAGAUCAGAUUUUGUCGAUAAAGCUGAUUUUUUUUUCUUGAGCGCAUGAUCCUUGUUUGUGCAAGCGAAGCAUCUUAUUGCUUUUAAAUUUUGCAGUCGCCGUAUUUGAGAUCCGUCACUUUCUCAAGUUUUAUAAAUUUGUUCACUUUUUUCGUCCUGUCGAGUGCUAACAGGGAGCAAAUUGUGAUAUCCUCUGAACAGGGAGCAAAUGGUUCCUGGCUUCCAUUUGGCAGAGGACCAAGAUGAUGAUAGUACCAAUGUUCAACAUUUGGUACGGCAAACGACGGUCGUUUCACAGACUGGUUGUGGAAAAUGGAUAUAAUUUGCCUGGAUCUUUUUUGGGUGCUAUCAUCACUUUCAGCCACCUACUCAAGGCCAUCUGUGCGGAGAACAAGACCAGCUAUGCAAUGGACAUGGCACUUCGGAUAAUGCCCAAGUUUAACUGCAUACCGGAUGUUUUCUCCUACAACAUUCUUUUCAAGGGUCUAUGCACCGAGAAAAGAAGCCAAGAGGCUCUAGAGCUGAUUCACGUCAUGGCUGAGGAUGGAGGUAGCUGCCAACCUAAUGUGGUGUCCUAUAGCACCGUAGUUGAUGGCUUGUUGAAAGAGGGUGAGGUGGACAAAGCUUACAGCCUAUUUUGUCAAAUGCUAAAGAGGCGAAUUUCGCCGAAUGUUGUGACCUGUAGUUCAAUCAUCUCUGUCAUGUGCAAGGUUCAUGCGAUGGACAAGGCUGAGCAGGUUCUUCAACAGAUGUUUGAUACAAGAAUUCUGCCAAAUGUUGCUACAUAUACUAGUCUGAUACAAGGAUACUAUUCAUUAGGACACUGCGAAGAGGUGGAUUGGAUUUUCAAGAAAAUGUCUAGAAAUGGUGUUCAACCAAAUAUUGUAGCUUACAAACAUACGGAUGGAUUAUCUUUGCAAGAGCGGAAGAUGCGCAUAAGCUAGGAAGCUUUUUGAUUCUAUGAUCAGUUUGGGCCAAAAACCGACGGUUACUACAUACAACAUUCUGCUCCAUGGGUAUGCUAUGCAAAGUUCUUUUCAUGAUAUGCAUUGUCUCAUGGAUUUGAUGGCAGAAAAUGGCAUUUCACCGGAUCAUUAUGUCUACAACAUACUGAUAUUUGCAUAUGCUAAAGAAAAAAAAUGGUUGGUGAGGUAAUGCAUAUAUUUACAAAAAUGCGGCAGCAAGGAUUCAACCCUGAUGCAGCGAGCUAUGGGACGGGAAUAAACUUACUUUGCAGCAUUGGCCGAAUGGAUGAUGCUGUGCUGCAAUUCAAUCAAAUGAUGACGGAAGGAUGGAUUAGCUCAUGAUAUCAUAGUUUUCACCACCCUUUUGAGUGGUUUUUGUUCUUGUGGCAAAUGGGAGAAGGUUCAUGAACUAUUUUCUGAAACGUUGAAUCGUGGCAUCUAUCCCAAUACUGUGUUCUUCAACAGAAUUAUGAGCCCCCUUUGCAAAAAUGGAAGCCCAAGAUCUCUCUGACCUGAUGAUACACAUGGGUGUAAAGCCGGACAUGCAUACUUAUAACACACUGAUGGGUGGAUACAUGUUCGUUGGCAAGAUGGAUGAAGUGAGGAAGUUACUUGACAAUAUGGUCUCAACUGGCAUGGAACCAGAUAUUUUCACAUAUGGAUGACUACAACUUGAAGGAAGUUGCACAUUUGGCCUCAGCUAAGCUGUAAUUUUGUAGUUUACUUUUGUCAGUCCUGGAUUUCCCUUGUUUCUUUGAUUUGUGUCAUUCCUGUUUGCACACAAACCCAUGUUAUGGUUUUGUAGAUAAUUAGAGGCGGCAUGAGCUAGCUGCUCUUCAUAACUUCCAUCUGGUAGCACAAGGAAAAAGACCUUGGUAAGCACAUGAGGUGAUAAUGGUACGA